UAGGUUAGAGCUGCAGCCAGGGACAGGAAGGUGAAGGAGGCCGUUCUGGGAGUUUGGGGUUUUCCUUCCCUCCUCACGAAGCUGUUUGGAUGCCCCCAGAGCUGGGCGGUACGUGCAAGAGCUACAUCUGAACCUGAGUUACCAACUGCUGGGCAUGCCAGCAUCACUCUGAGCUCCUCUAAAGCCACUGCUUCGCUGCUGCCCUGCUCUGGCCCCGCGUGCCAGAGGUCCUGGACACACCAAGCAGCAAUGCGAGAAGCUCAGCACGGUUAGUCCAUACCCCGCUGGGACAGGUGUCACUUCUCAGCCAAAGGCCUGAUGUGACAGCCGUUCCCAAAAUGUCCCAGUGCUAAAGCAGGGUUGCCACGAGCGUGGCUGGGAGGGCGCUGCCGGACCCUGCCUGCAGCAGCUAUCAGCAUGCCUGGGAGGGAGGGAGAGGCAAGCUCUGACCAGGCAGAGAGAGGAGUGGAAGAAUUUUUAUUGCUCUAAAUGCCUGCCCCGGGGCCCGAGUGCCUGGAUAAAAGGUGACCACCUCCUGCUUUUGAGUGUGCUUUGUGAGGAGGAGCUCCUGUCAGCUCUAGCUGUGAAGAGGCUUCACAGCUGGCUGAACCAGGAGGGAGCAAGGUCUGGAGAGAGAGGAGGCUCCGAGCAUUUGCCUGCUGAAGUCUGCCAGCAGAUCUGCUCUCAACAUGCUCAUCUCCAUGGGCCAGCCCUUGCAUUUGAGUGAGCUGGAGAUGGUGGACCACCUCGCAAACACUGAGAUCAACAGCCAGCGCAUUGCUGCUGUGGAAAACUGCUUUGGGGCUUCUGGCCAGCCCUUAGCUGUGCCAGGAAGAGUCCUUUUAGGAGAAGGGAUUUUAACCAAAGAAUGCCGCAAGAAACCAAAGCCUCGCAUAUUCUUCCUUUUCAACGAUAUCCUGGUGUACGGGAGCAUAGUGAUUAACAAAAGGAAGUACAAUUCCCAGCACAUCAUUCCCCUUGAAGAUGUCACUUUGGAGACACUGCCAGACACCUUGCAGAUGAAGAACCGCUGGAUGAUUAAAACCUCAAAGAAGUCUUUCGUGGUUUCUGCGGCCUCCCUGACGGAGCGGAAGGAGUGGAUCAGCCAUCUGGAGGAGUGCAUCAGGCACCUGCUGACAAAGACAGGCAGGCAGCCCUCCACGGAGCACGCGGCCCCGUGGAUCCCAGACAAGGCGACAGACAUCUGCAUGCGCUGCACGCAGACCAAGUUCUCCACCCUCACUCGAAGGCACCACUGCCGCAAGUGUGGCUUUGUCGUGUGCGGGGACUGCUCCAGGCAGAGGUUUUUGAUGCCCCGGCUGUCCCCCAAGCCCCUGAGGGUCUGCAACCUGUGCUACAGGCAGCUGCUAGCAGAGCAGAAGAAGGAAGCAGAGGCUGAUCGCCAGCAGCUGGAGCGGUACUGUUCUGCCAUCCCGGGCUGCGAACCCUCCAGCGGUGAUGACAGUGACAAAUCUGACGAUGACAAAAUUGACCAGUGGCCAGCAGACACAGAGUUUUAUACCUCAGAAGUAUCUUGGUCAUCUUUCCAUAGCUGACCUCCUUGGGAGUCAGCGGCAUUUAAACACCGGGAAGCCAACUUCUGGCCUCCAAUGCAUGUCCUCCUUAGCAUUUUCUCUGGAGGCCAUGUCUAGGAAGGUGGAUGGUGGUUCCUGUUUGUGCUGUCUGCGAGGGAACAAAGAGUCGGGGUGUUACCCCUAGUCAUGUUGAGAGUGUCUCACAUGCAGAGAGAGACAGCCUAGUGAAGAGCCUGGACUAGAGACCUGCAGAUCAGUCUUGGUCCAAAUGAGUUCACCCUUCUGUGCCUUAGUAUUCCUGUCUGCAAAAAUAGAACAAUAUAUAUAUAUAUAUUUUUUUUUUUCCCUCAAAUGCUUUGAGAUUACCCUCAGGAGAAAAAGGAGCAAAUCCUUGACCUAAACAUGCUUGCCUGCCAGUGGUGAAUUUCUCUUUCAGAGGCAAGGGGAGCUCCAGAUGGAGCAAUGCAGAAAACUGGUGCUUUUGCUUCCCUUGAUGCAUUUUCUCAAGGAGAAUAGAGAACUUCCAAGGCUGACAUUUUUCAUAAGCAUUAGAUCUACUUCAGGUAUUCUCACUGCAGGUGUGCAAACCUGACUGGAUAGCUGCUUAUCAGCAUGUGGUAAGAUAGGCACGGACUUUGAUUUCUACACAAAGGUUUCUGAACUUUGGAAACACUAAGGAAAUGUGCUGUGAAGGCAGAGAGGUCAUACGAUGCUCAAUGCAAGCAGCCUUAGCAAAGUGCUGUGGCAUUUGGCACUUACAUAUUAAUAUAUAUAUAUAAUUUUGGUGAUACCAGGCAAAGAGGGAAGGAGGAGGGGAGGGGAAGAGGAACGGGUACAUUUAUAGAAAGGAGGGAAGGAGGAGGAAGAUUACUGCAUUUGAAUCAAGUGCGGAAUCCCAGAUCUCAACACCUGUCAAUUUCACCAGAUUACCAGAACUUGAUGACCUCAAGCCUACUACGUAAAAGGGUAGCCUAGUGAGGACUUGUUAAAAGUCUUCAAAAAUCCAGGAAAAUGUCCCAAGAUCCUAUGAGGUUCAGUAUUUCAUCCUCUACUCCCUUCCUGAACAAGACCCCAAGGAACUGAACACUCAUUUCCAUGCUCAUCUCACUGUAUCAGCCUCACAAGUUCAAAGUUAAGGCCCUUAAUGUGUCUUCAGGAUUAGAACCCAAGCAAGUUAAUUUGAGAUGAACUUAAAAAGUUCAAAUUGUUAAAAUGAACUGUGUUUAUUCAAAUAUUCUAUCAAUGUAGCAUGGGAGUAAGUAUACUGAGACUUAGACAACAGCAAUUAUAUUGCAGCAGACAUUUCUACAAACUCAGUUAUUACUUUAGUAUAUUUUUGUAUUGUGUAUCUUAAAUGCUGGGAAAGGAACAUAGUCGAGGGUACACUGCCAAUGUUAUAAACCAUUUCCAUACCAGUAUCUGGUCCAAACACGGCAUUGCAUGUCAACUAGCCAGAGUUGUUUUUUAAAAAAUUUAAGCUCAAAAUAAUCAUUUGUACCUUCUUUUGUAAACUGCCACUGUCCAAUGAAUUUGUAUUAGUUGACUGUGUGAAUAAAGAUACGGCGACCAUAAAGAAGCCAGGAAAAUAUGC
Oxyura jamaicensis (ruddy duck) is the source of this 3126-nucleotide messenger RNA. It is a transcript of the gene PLEKHF1, whose product is annotated as pleckstrin homology and FYVE domain containing 1. The transcript is spliced from 2 exons. Bases 690 to 1556 code for a protein of 288 amino acids. The record is from RefSeq and is a predicted model, not a curated record. Gene Ontology annotation, molecular function: metal ion binding; phosphatidylinositol binding. NCBI's taxonomy places the organism in Eukaryota, Metazoa, Chordata, Aves, Anseriformes, Anatidae.